Messenger RNA from Ceratosolen solmsi marchali, 691 nucleotides. RefSeq names its product cuticle protein 12.5. The transcript is spliced from 3 exons. NCBI's taxonomy places the organism in Eukaryota, Metazoa, Arthropoda, Insecta, Hymenoptera, Agaonidae. The record is from RefSeq and is a predicted model, not a curated record.
AUGGUACAGGUUAAGCAGUCAUAAAAAAUUUACUCUACAUUUUUAAAGCGUUUUCUAGGUCUAUUUAUAAGUAUAUUAUUACUAUUCCUUCUGCCCUGCACCAAGAUACUUAUAAUCGCCGCUCUAACCAUGUACAAGCUCGUGAUCCUCGCGACGUGUUUGGCCGUGGCCAAGGCUGGACUCAUCGCUGCCCCUCUGGCCGCUGCACCACUGGCCUACGCCGCCCCGGUCGCUUCAAUCGCUUACGCGGCGCCCGCGCCCAUCAUCAAGGCCGCGCCACUAGCUUACGCGGCACCGGCCCCCAUCAUCAAGGCAGCCCCCCUGGCCUAUGCAGCACCGGCUCCCAUCAUCAAGGCUGCCCCUCUGGCCUACGCAGCACCAGCUCCCAUCAUCAAGACCGCCCCCCUCGCCUAUACCGCCGGGCACAUCAUCGUCUAGUAAACUUCCUAUCUUCACGACGAGAACGAGUUGCCGACUCCACUUACACGAGAUAUCUCGUCUCUGAACAUUACCGAGUAAUUAAGCACGUACCUGUACUGGAAUUCAUCGCGCCCUGAUCACAGCCGACCAGGCAAUAGGCGUCUCCUGCUAUGGCGCUGAUCAAAAAUACGCGCGAAUACAAUUUUCUAAAUUGAUAUUCAUCUGUGAUUAAUUGUCGACCAUUUGAAUAAAUUAUUGAUUUUUAUUACAA